AUGAGCUUCCCGCACGACACUGAGCGCACGGGAAGGAGGUGGGUGCGGCGCUGCGGCCGCGCGUUCACGGCCGAGCUGCUCGGUACGGCGCUGCUCGUGUGGCUCGGUUGCGCCGCGCUGCUGCCGCUAACGGGGCCCGUGCCGCUGUCUUGUCCCGCGCUCGCCUUCGGCUGCGCGGUGCUGGCCAACGUCAGCGCGUUCAGCGAGGCGUCGGGCGCGCACAUGAACCCCGCCCUGACCCUGGGGGCGGUCCUGUGCAGGCGCCUGAGCCUACCCAUGGCGUUGGUCUAUGUGGUGGCGCAGCUGCUGGGCGCGACGCUCGGCUACUACGGGCUGCUGGCCACGUCGCCAGCGCUCUUGACGGCGGGCUUGGGGGUCACGUUGCCGGGCGUGGGCGUGUCGCCGCUAUCCGCCAUGUUUAUAGAGGUCGUCAUUACCGGCGUGCUGAUGCUGACGGUGUGCAGCGUGUGGGCGGCGGAGUCGGUGCAGCGCGAUCCGACCGCUCCGCUCAAAAUCGCGCUAGUCGUCGCCGGGCUCAACUACGCAGCGAGCCCCGCGACCGGCGCCGCCCUCAACCCUGCCAGAAGUUUCGCUCCUGCGUUUAUGCAGGGCGUAUGGACGCAUCACUGGGUGUACUGGGCCGGGCCGCUGCUGGGCGCCGCGCUGGCGGUGCUGCUGUACCGCGCCGUGCUGACGUCACAGGGCUUCGAGCACGCCGCCACGCAAAUCUAG
Molecule: messenger RNA, 732 nt
Organism: Arctia plantaginis
Lineage: Eukaryota; Metazoa; Arthropoda; Insecta; Lepidoptera; Erebidae
Source: the annotation of a GenBank genome assembly